CGUCCGCGCCAGUCGUUCAUUCCGCAAAAAUGCGCGCCUCCUUUGUCAUCUGCGCGUGCAUCCUGGCCGUCGUGGCCUCCGUGGCCGCCGCGCCGCAAACCUCUGGCCGCAAGUACAAUGACAAGUACGACCACAUCGACGUCGAUUCCAUCCUGAGGAACGACCGGAUCCUCUCUUCGUACAUCAAGUGCAUGCUGGACCAAGGACCGUGCACCGCCGAGGGCAAAAAUCUCAAAGCUGAUUUGCCCGACGCCCUGGAGACUGACUGCACCAAAUGCACGGACAGCCAAGUGAACAUCGUUCGAAAGGCGGCGAGGCACUUGAUGGAAAAUCGUCCGGCUGACUGGAAGAAACUGCAGCAAAAGUACGACCCUGAUGGUGCUUUCGAGCCCCGUUUCUCGCGAUUCCUCAACGCUGACAACACCAAAGCUUAAUUUUAUCUAGCACAGUAAUUUAUUAAUAACUGUUUAAAAUAAAUUAGUUUCAUCUUUGCAUGUAAGUGGCCUGGAAAUCAA
Molecule: messenger RNA, 515 nt
Organism: Cloeon dipterum
Lineage: Eukaryota; Metazoa; Arthropoda; Insecta; Ephemeroptera; Baetidae
Product: ejaculatory bulb-specific protein 3-like
Exons: 2
Coding region: 30-434 (134 amino acids)
Source: RefSeq, a predicted model, not a curated record